UGGGCUCUCUCUCUCUCUCUCUCUCUCUCUCUCUCUCUCUCUCUCUCUCUCGCUCUGUUUCAGUGAGUCAGGCUGCGCUGAAGCAGCAGCAGUUCAUCUCUCAUUUUCUGCCGUGCUUCAGAUCUUAACGUGACGAGCGAGUGAGGUUGUGACAGAAGCCUGAUGUUGCAUUUGUGAUAUGUGCUGCCCAGCGUGAGAAGCAAGAAGCCCUUCUCCUCCUCCUCUUCAUCUCGCUUGCUCGUGUCAUACUCAGUGAGGAGGCGACUGAGUCGUGGACUGUUUCAUGGCACUUUUUUGAAGAGACUGCGCGAGUGAAGAGAGCAGAAAGAGCGAAUCGGAGGAGCAGGAGAUCCGGAGCAGCGUGUUGCUGUGGCUUAUGGCGGCAGGGCAGGAUUGAAACACAUUGGCUCACUUUCAGUCCAGUUGUUGAUCGCUCUUCCGUCCGGUCAGAGAUGGGUGUUCUGGGGUGCGGCGUGCUUGUGUUUGCGCUCUUCUUUCAGUGCCAUAGCCGCAGUGUCCAAAACCCCGUGUUCAGGUCCAAGAGGUUUCAGGACAGGUCCUGGUCAGACCCCAAUGACUGCUCAAGGACCAGACAGCCAUUUGUCCUGUCCAAUCCUUACAAUUUUUCCCUCGAUAUUCGCAUACCUGGGGUGAUUCCAGCAGAGUCUGACAGCUACUACUGCAUGGCUGUUCCUGUCCCCACGUCAUGGGAGGCCUACAUAGUGGACUUUGUUCCCCAUGCCAGUAUGGACACAGCCCACCACAUGAUUUUAUACGGCUGCAAAACCCCGUAUGCCACCCAAGGAUACUGGGAUUGUGGGAAAGAGCUGGGGACGUGUCGGGAUCAGGCCAAGAUCAUGUAUGCCUGGGCCAGGAAUGCUCCUCCAACCAAACUCCCCAAAGAUGUUGGCUUUAAAGUUGGAGGAGACACCAGAAUUAACUACUUUGUGCUUCAGAUUCACUAUGGUGAUGCCACACAUUUUAGAGAUCAUCAUAGAGACUGCUCAGGACUCACUUUAAGAAUGACUUCCAAACCACAGCCCUUUAUUGCUGGCAUGUAUCUGAUGAUGUCUGUGGACACUGUCAUUCCUCCUGGGAAGAAAGUUACCAAUGCAGACAUUGCUUGCACUUACACAUCCUCCCCGAUGUAUCCAUUUGCCUUCAGGACACACACACACAGCCUCGGUAAAGUUGUGAGUGGGUACAGGGUUCGAAAUGGACAGUGGACUCAGAUUGGACGCCAGUCUCCAUUAUUGCCACAGGCUUUUUAUCCAGUCGCCAACACCAUCGAUGUAAGAAAUGGAGACAUACUGGCAGCCCGUUGUGUGUUCACUGGAGAAGGAAGAACCACUAAUACCCAAAUCGGAGGCACCUCCAAUGAUGAGAUGUGUAACUUCUACAUCAUGUACUACAUGGACAACUCCCAUGCUGUGCCUUACAUGAACUGUGGAGAUGAUGGCAGUAGUGAGCUGUUCCGAAACAUCCCUUCUGAGGCCAAUAUUCCCAUCCCGGUCAGUCCAGACCACAUGAUGUCCAUGAAGCAUGAGUCGGCUCCUCAGAAAGAUGUUGUGGAGCUGCAGGAGCCCAAGAGAGAAGAGGAAGUUCUGGAUCAGGGUGACCUCUAUUCCCUUCUCUCUAAACUGCUGGGGGAGAGGGAGGACGUUGUCCACAUGCAUAAGUACAACCUCGCAGAGGCAGCCCGAGCCCAGAAACGUCUGAUGGCAGAGAUUGAUAGCAUAAUGCAAAAAAAAGACCUGGGCUGGCCACGUUUAGGCUACAAAACAAAAGCGGAUGCAAUUCUGGUGAGGGACAGAGUGCACAAGUUUCACCAGUUAGAGUCCACUGUGAGCCCCUCAAGGAGCAGGACUGUACCCGCCAGACAGCCGACCACAGGGGAGGCUCAGAGGGACCAACAAGGUGCUCAUCUGGUGGAGGUGUCAGACUGGCCCGAGGCAGAUCUGCAGCUGGGGCAGGUGUCUGGUCUGGCUCUCAACUCUAAAGGUGACCUGAUCAUCUUCCACAGAGGAGAUCACGUAUGGGGGAUCAACUCCUUUAUCAAUGGCAUCUAUCAGCAGAAGGAUCUGGGUCCCAUCCAGCAGUCCACGAUCAUGGUGGUGGAUCCAGCCAAAGGAAAAGUGCUCAAAGCCUCAGGAAGAAAUAUGUUCUACAUGCCGCAUGGAAUAACUACUGACAAGGACGAUAAUUACUGGCUGACCGAUGUAGCACUUCAUCAGGUGUUCAAACUGAGCAGCGACGGUCAAGAUCGGCAGCUUCUGGUCUUGGGAGAAGCCUUUGAACCUGGAAGUGACAAGAAACACUUCUGCCAGCCUACAGAUGUGGCUGUGGACCCUGUUACUGGAAACGUCUAUGUCUCAGAUGGCUACUGCAACUCCAGGAUCCUCAAGUUCUCACCAGAGGGAAAAUAUAUCUCACACUGGGGAGCAGGCUCCUCAGACAGAAAACGGCGUGUCCCGUUCUGGAUCCCGCACAGCCUGGCCUUCCUGCCGGAUAAACGGGAGCUGUGUGUGGCUGAUCGAGAUAACGGACGCAUUCAGUGCUUCAUGGCAGAUACUGGCGAGUUUGUGAAGGAGAUCAAGAAAGACCAGUUUGGAGGAGAAGUGUUUGCCAUCGCAUACUCGCCUGCCCAAGGUGGUCUCAUGUAUGCGGUGAAUGGAGAGCCUCCGUAUGGGCAGGCCGCCCCCCUUCAAGGCUUUGUUAUCAAUUAUUCAACGAAAGAGAUCCUGGAUUCCUUCAGUCCAGACACACAGGAAUUUAAGUUACCACACGAUAUUGUUGUUACAGCAGACGGGAGCGUCUUUGUUGGAGACGCAGCAUCAGAUUCUGUAAUAAAGUUUGUUCUGUCCACAAAGGCAGAACAUCGCUCUGUUAAAAAAGGAGGAAUCGAGGUCCAAGAAAUUGAAGAAACAGAAACGUUUGUGCAGGCCAAUCUGAAGCCGUUCCCCAAGCUCCCGCCUCAGCAUCCAGUAGCUACAGUGCAGAAGAUGCAGGAGCCGUCACAGAAGCAGCCUCCGCAGCCGCUGACAGCUCCAGAAGAGAAGAAGAUGCUCAAGAGUGUGGCCAGUCAGAGUGCUCAGGGCGUGUCCACCGUCAUCAUCACCACUCUACUGCUCGUCCUGGUGCUCGUCAUCGCCAUCGGUGUCUGUAUCCGCUGGAAGAGGGGCCGGAUGUACAGUGAUGAUUGUCAGGUGAAGUUGGAGCCUUCAGGAUCAGCAGGAGGAAUCCUGGGUAAAAUCAGAGGCAAAGCUGCAGGAAGCCUGAACCUGGGGAAUUUCUUUGCCACCCACAAAGGCUACACACGGCACGGCUUCGACAGGCUCAGCACCGAGGGAAGUGACCUGGAGAAAGACGACGAGGACGGCACCGACUCCGAGAACGAGGAGUAUACCGCUCCGCCGGCCCCCAUGUCCUCGUCCUAAUGAGCCCACGCUUGACGGUCUUUCUGCUAGCGCUGUCGGGAUGUACUUUAAUCACCUCUGUAUUCAUUUGUAUCGGCUGCUGAAACAUUUUAUCUGGUGUGAAAAUGUUCUCCCUGAGACCUACAACUGCCACUUUAAUUUUAAUGAUUUUACCACGUGGAGAUUCAGAGCACUGGUCAUUUUGAUGAUAGACUACUCAUUAUUAUUUUUAACAGGAGGGUAAAGGUAGAUUAUUUAUUUAGUUCUAAUGAUGAACAGCUGUUUUAUCUCUUCCAGUAAUUUAACAGUGCAAUUAAUAUAUCAUUGAUCCAGGCAUUUUGUGUCCUAACAUUUCUGUAUGUCUGUGCCUUCAUGUAUUUCGCCUUCUGCAGCACCUAUAUAUUACUACAGAUGUGCCACAUAUUUUAAGAGCUGCUACUGUCACCUGUGAUUUGAGGUUUUUUUUUUGCAUCUGAUAAAAAAGAAAAAAAAAGAUUACAAAUUUAAGGCUGUAUUUACUACACUUUCAAAGCUAAUGUGAGAUGUGUCUGAUAUUUGUUGUGAUACUGAGGUUUUAUUGCAAGAAAACUAUUUUCAGUAACAAUGUUAUUUGUGUAAUAAAGUGUCUGCAAAGCAUCA
This is a messenger RNA of Cyprinus carpio (common carp), 4055 nucleotides long. Its product is annotated as peptidyl-glycine alpha-amidating monooxygenase B-like. NCBI's taxonomy places the organism in Eukaryota, Metazoa, Chordata, Actinopteri, Cypriniformes, Cyprinidae. Gene Ontology annotation, molecular function: peptidylglycine monooxygenase activity; copper ion binding; protein binding. Gene Ontology annotation, cellular component: membrane; extracellular region. Gene Ontology annotation, biological process: peptide metabolic process. The record is from RefSeq and is a predicted model, not a curated record.